Abrus precatorius (Indian licorice) is the source of this 1534-nucleotide messenger RNA. RefSeq lists its product as uncharacterized. NCBI's taxonomy places the organism in Eukaryota, Viridiplantae, Streptophyta, Magnoliopsida, Fabales, Fabaceae. The record is from RefSeq and is a predicted model, not a curated record. The coding region runs from base 367 to 1503 and encodes 378 amino acids. Gene Ontology annotation, cellular component: cytoplasm; membrane. The transcript has 7 exons.
UAGCCGCCUCUAUUUAUUUAUUUAAAUUUGAUGAUAUCGAAUGGAUUUCACUCGUCCACAUAUUUCCGAUUUCAUGUGGCCAAACAUUCAUAGAUUAGCUGAAUCACCGCAACAAAACUCACGUAUCUUGCAUUCCACUAAAUAGCCUACGUCCCCUCACUCUCAACCAACCACAUAGCAAGUCAAAAGCCGAAAGACAGACAUCUGAACAUUUUCUCCGAAGUCGUACCAAACCACACACAACCGCGCCACACCAGAUCACCAAACGACUAUAAACGCGCGCGUUUCACAGUUCACCAAUCUCGGAGAAGCGAACUCAGCGGCGAGAGUCGUGACUCGGAACUCAGAACUCAGCCACUUGCGGCCAUGGCGUCGGUGCACAGCGCCGUCGUUCCCCGCAGCUUCUUGCCAUCGAUUCCCAAACCCAAGCCGAACGCUCCGCACGCGAAAUCCAUUCCCAAUGCGCAGAGCUUUCCGGCGGCGAGAUUGUCCCGGAAUCGCGUUUUCUCGGGAAACAAACGCGCGUUUGUGGCGAACUCGGCGGUGGAGGAGUUCGACGUGAUAUCGGUGCAGAGCGAUGAUAUCACGGACCAGCAAGAGGGCGUAGUGGGGGGGCACGUGGAGAUGGAAGGUGGAGAUGGCGAAUUGGUGGCGCAAGUGAGUGGAUUCGGAGCAAACGAGGGUUUGUUAUUGUUGGAAGGGUUUUCUUCUUCUUCUUCGCCGUCUUCUUCGGGUUUGGUUGGUGGUGAGAGCGAGCAGAACGUGGAGAAGCUUAUUGAUAGAACUAUCAAUGCUGCUAUUGUGCUUUCUGCUGGUUCUUUUGCCAUCACCAAACUUAUCACCAUUGAUAGUGAUUACUGGCAUGGAUGGACACUGUUUGAGAUACUAAGAUACGCACCCCAGCAUAACUGGUCUGCUUAUGAGGAAGCUCUCAAGACAAAUCCGGUUUUUGCCAAGAUGGUGAUUAGUGGGGUUGUUUACUCUGUAGGGGAUUGGAUUGCACAGUGCUUUGAAGGAAAACCUCUUUUUGAGUUUGACCGUGCGCGGAUGUUCAGAUCGGGGCUUGUUGGUUUUACUUUGCAUGGCUCUCUUUCUCAUUACUAUUAUCAGUUUUGUGAGGAGCUAUUUCCUUACAAAGAAUGGUGGGUAGUUCCUGCCAAAGUUGCCUUCGAUCAAACUGCAUGGUCAGCAGUUUGGAACAGCAUUUAUUAUACGGUUGUCGGACUCCUGCGUCUUGAUUCUCCUAUUAGUAUUUUUAAUGAAUUGAAGGCAACAUUUUUUCCCAUGUUGACGGCAGGGUGGAAGUUGUGGCCAUUUGCUCAUCUAGUUACUUAUGGCGUAAUACCGGUUGAGCAAAGACUUCUUUGGGUGGAUAUAGUAGAGCUUGUUUGGGUGACCAUACUUUCGACAUUUUCAAAUGAGAAGUCAGAAGCAAGAAAAUCUGAUUCUUUGGUGCCUACAGAAGUGAAAUCCACUACAGCAGUUUAUCCUCCUGAGGAGUAACGAGAAGAGAUAUGACAACAAGCAGUGGGAG